This is a messenger RNA of Fusarium redolens, 2741 nucleotides long. Its product is annotated as UNC-like C-terminal-domain-containing protein. Gene Ontology annotation, biological process: protein folding in endoplasmic reticulum. The transcript has a single exon. Gene Ontology annotation, cellular component: cytoplasm; membrane. The record is from RefSeq and is a predicted model, not a curated record. Lineage: Eukaryota; Fungi; Ascomycota; Sordariomycetes; Hypocreales; Nectriaceae. The coding region runs from base 152 to 2695 and encodes 847 amino acids.
AGCCUGGGCUACGGGGUACACUACACCCACUUCGUGUCUAGUCCAACGCUGAUCAACGACACGACACAAACCCAACCCCCAUAAUUCAACGUCAAUUCCAGCAAUUCGACCUCAGCGACGCUUCAAUGUGCCGCCAACACCUGAGGUCACGAUGCCUUCGCUAGGCUCAGCCGUUUUACGAUCCCUGGCACUCAUCACAGCCUGGACACAAGCCCAGACCCAGGCCCAGAACCACGAACCCAAUGUCAUCCCUGACCCGAUCGACCUGACCUGCGAUGCCAGAACCAUCAACUACAUCACCCACACGCUGCCCCAAGCUUGUCUCACAAGUUCCUGGACGAGCACUUCUGUGGGCGCAACCCCUUCAGAUGCCAAUUCGACUGCCCACGCACCCCCCGACUCAACACAAAGCGAUGCGCCACCGCCGAACACACAAAGCGAGUCCCAAUCCCAGCCCCAAUCGUCAGCGUCCACCGCCACUCCCGCAAAGGACGAGUCGGAAGAUGCCGCUGCAGAUGGAGAUGCAAAGCCUUUCAUGUCCUUCGAGGACUGGAAGGCCAUGAUGUUGAAACAGACAGGGCAGGACCCUAAAGAUCUACAAGCCAGGAACGCCAAACCCCGCGACAGGACACCCCCGGACAUGGGCUACGCUGGCCUCGGCGAGGAAGAUGAGAUAUCCCUGAAUUUUGGCAGCUAUAUGGAUGACACCGGGGAGCAAAAGGAGCGUCCUUCAGAUGUCGACCAGGCUAAGCACGAGGGAGCAGGGAAGGAUGGCCGUGUUGGAACCCAUAGGAACAAAGAUGCUGGCAAGACUUGCAAGGAACGGUUCUCAUACUCGUCCUUUGAUGCCGGCGCCACCAUUCUGAAGACGAGCCCCGGUGCAAGGAAUGCAAAGGCAAUUCUCGUCGAGAACAAAGACUCUUAUCUGCUCUUCGAGUGUAGUGCCAAGGAGAAGUGGUUUAUUGUCGAAUUGAGCGACGAUGUCCUCAUCGAUACGGUCGUCCUCGCCAACUUCGAGUUCUUUUCUAGUAUGAUCCAAACUUUCACUGUCAGCGUUAGUGACCGGUACCCAGUCAAGAUGGACGAGUGGAAACAGCUCGGAACCUUUCAGGCAGAAAAUUCACGAGCUAUUCAGCCCUUCUUAAUUCAGAACCCUCAGAUCUUCUCCAAGUAUGUCCGGAUCGACUAUCUCACCCAUUACGGGAAGCAAUACUACUGCCCGGUGUCAUUACUUCGAAUCCAUGGCUCGCGCUUCUUCGCAGCAUGGAACGAAGCUCGUGACGAGGAUGCGAGUGAGGAGGCUGAAGAGGCUGAAGUGACUCCCCAAGCCCUCCCUUCAGGGGAAGAGUCGACAAAACCCUCAGAACCUGAGAGUCCUCCUGAGCCUGUCAAGCCGAACUCGAUGGGUUCAAUGCCAUUCUGUGAAGUCAACACGGCCUCACGACUUCUUUUUGAGCCAUUGUUCUGCUCUGCCUCACUCAAUCAAACAACACAGCCAAUCUCAAACCACAGCAGCUCUGUUGAAGUCACCAGCGCUGCAUCCACAACCAACUCCCCUGAUGAAAGAGCACGAAAAGGAACCUCAACACCGCACACCCCCCGGUCAGAGCACCCUACAAGUGAAGAGCCCACGGCCUCAUCAUCUUCUACGACGGUAUCUCCAAGCGCCACGCCAGCUGUAUCCCCAACCAGCCCAUCCUCCAUCUCAUCCUCAAACAUUGAAUCCGCAUCAAACUCCACCACUUCGACAGCAAGCAUAAAAACGACCGCAACGCCUUCUUCCUCUACAACAUCAUCUACUCAGAAGCCCUCUCCCGCCAAUACUGUUAACGCCAAGAAGGGCUCCACGGGAACGGCCUCCGGUUCACCAGCCUCGCCCACUGUGCAAGAAGGAUUCUUCAAGUCCAUAUCCAAGCGCCUUACAAUCGUCGAAACUAACCUCACCCUCUCCCUCAAAUACGUCGAGGACCAAGCUCGUCACAUGUCAGAGACUCUUCACCGUACAGAGCAGAAGCAACUUUCAAAAACAACACUGUUCCUCGAGAACCUCAACAAGACCGUCCUCGCCGAGCUGCGCUCCGUUCGUGAGCAGUACGACCAGAUCUGGCAAUCAACGGUCCUGGCUCUGGAGAGUCAGCGCGAGCAGUCCAACCGAGAGAUAGUUGCUCUCAGUGCUCGUCUCAACCUCCUGGCCGACGAGGUCGUAUUUCAGAAACGCAUGGCCAUAAUACAAGCCGUGUUGCUCAUGUCAUGUCUGAUCCUCGUCAUCUUCUCCCGAGGCGUGCCACUGCACCACCUGGCACCCUUUUCAGAUCAGGCCAGUCUCGCUUCCUACGACGGCGCAACAUCAGCGGCUCGCGUUCGAGCCAUGCAUGGAAGUGCAUACGACGGAGAAGAUGCAUCGUCACUGGCAGCCCGCCAGAGAGCCCAAUAUGCUCCGACAUCAAGAGGAGACGACGGUGCUACUGAACUACAUCGAGGGCCUUUUGCCGACGACAUGCAUCAUGAUCGUGCUGAAUGCGAGCAGCUUUCACCUCCUCCAACGCCAAGAUCUUCUGGAGGCUUUUCUUCAUCGUCUGAUCUGUCGCCCCCUUCUCACGACACACAGCCGAAUGUGUUGCGUCGCUCAAUCCCGCAACCAACCAACUCACGAAAACCAUUACCAGCUCUGCCCGAGAAUCCAUCUUCUCCAUGACAGGUGGCAACAUCUUAGCUAGAAUCAAUAAAAAGAAAAGUGUCAU